Messenger RNA from Penicillium pulvis, 2106 nucleotides. RefSeq names its product fungal specific transcription factor domain-containing protein. The transcript is spliced from 3 exons. Bases 1 to 2106 code for a protein of 701 amino acids. Gene Ontology annotation, molecular function: sequence-specific DNA binding; DNA-binding transcription factor activity, RNA polymerase II-specific; zinc ion binding. The record is from RefSeq and is a predicted model, not a curated record. Gene Ontology annotation, biological process: positive regulation of transcription by RNA polymerase II; DNA-templated transcription. NCBI's taxonomy places the organism in Eukaryota, Fungi, Ascomycota, Eurotiomycetes, Eurotiales, Aspergillaceae.
AUGAAUCUGCUCUCUGGAAGUUCGAUGAGACGCAAAAUUUUGAAAGGCGGCAGGAACGGUGAAAACGGAAUCAGAAGCUCAAUCCAUUCUUCAUUUCUUGGUUUAUUUGCUGGCAAGUCGAAUCAGGGACGCACAGAGCUCCCCCUUCGAAAAGAAGCAAAUAUACUGGUGAACCAAUAUUUCGAGUUUGUGAAUAUUUUCACACCAGCCCUGCACCGUGAUGAUGUUGACAAAAUAAUUGAUCAUGUCUACUCGAAUCAGGGGGAUGAGAAAAAACCUCGAGAUAUGUACGUUCUUCAUAUUGUUCUUGCUAUUGGUGCUGCCAUCAAGCGCGAGCCUACACAGCAGAAAGCUUUGUCACAUGAGACAAAGCAGUGGCAAAAAACAUCAACAGGGAAAAGGCGAAAGGUAUCGAGUACUUCUCAAAUAUCAGAAGCUCAUGAAGCUUCAGCUAUGAUAUACCUAGAAUCAUAUUUGGCACUACCGCCAUCUUUAGGCCUAACAAAUUCUCUCGAAGAGCUACAAGCCCUAGUUCUUCUAUGUAGUCUUGCUCUACUAAGACCAACGGCACCCUCUCUUGCUAACCUGGUCAACACGGCCAUGCGUUCGGCUACAGAUUUACGUCUUUACUCUGAUUGCAGCAUCAGCACCACACUUCGGACCGAGUUCCCCAGCUGUGAUCUCACCAGGAGGAAGGCCAUCACUCGGGUUCAAGAUUUGUGCCGUCGUCUGUGGUGGUGUGCAUACAGUCUAGACCGUCUUAUCGCUCCGUGUUUGGGUCGACCGUUAUUCAUUCCUGAUGAAGUCGUAACCACUACACUUCCAAAUAUUGAUGAUGAUAGCUCCCUCGCCAGACUCGGAUUCAUCAGGCCCUCAAGGAGCUCGGCUACCUCUAAUUACGUGACUAACCAUCAUCUGAGGCUGCGGCGUCUGCAAUCUGAGAUUCACUGCAAGCUUCAGUAUCAACAUGCUCUACGUGAUAGUCCCAACCGAUCUGUGGAUUCGCCCCGAAAUUCAGCCACUCUCACUUCACACUUCACCACUUUCAUAUCAUGGCGAAGAGACAUGACCGACAGAAUGGACGAAUGGAAAUGGUCUAUCCCUUAUUCCUCUGUGAGCGGUCGCUCCGCCUGUGAUCUUCUAUUGGAGCUUGGUUACUGGCAAACCAUCAUUACGCUUUAUCGCCAAAACAUAGCGAUUCCUAGUCAGUUGGUUGGAAUGUCAUCUACCCAUGAGUCCAGAAGUAAGCAGAUGCAGAUGAUGGAUCAAACCUCCGAAGAAGUCGAAGUUGUGCAUUCAAGAAUGGACGAAGCGUGUCAGAACGUUAUUCGAAUAUACCGUACACUGCAAUCUAUGGACUUGAUCAACGUUGCAUACUUUGCGGAGGACCGAAUAUUCAUUACAGGAUGUCUUUUCUUGUUCAUCAUCUGGAAUUCAGAGCAGGUUCGUCGCAGUUUGUCAUUCCAAAGCCUUGACAGCAUAGUCCUAACGGUCACCGCUGUUCUAGAACAAAUGUCAAAUCAGUCUCCCACUGCGAGGAUAUCUCGGUCUGUCUUCCAGCAAAUGAGUGUUACGACCAUCCAAUACUUUUUAUCUACCAAGGACACAGACUAUGAUUCCAUGCCUCUCUCAAAUGAGCAUCCCGAAAUUUUGACGCCAAAAAAUACAUCUCAAGACACACCAUCAUCAUUCACUUCUGACUCAAUUGACUAUUGGAAGCCUCAAUGCUCAUCCUUGAAUUUUCUCGAACAAAUCACCCUAUCCCUGGAUGCCAAAGUGAGGUUCGAGAACGAAAAAUCCCACAAUUUGAUUGUAGAAUCCAUUCAAUUACCAUACAGCUUUGAUAGCCCUCAUCUGCUGUCACAAACUGCGACGGGAAUGCAAGAUACGGAAGGCUUCUCCAAAUUGCCCUUUGGCUCAAGUGUUUCAAAGAGAAACUCUCAGUCAACAGAUAAUGACUUGAACUCUUUAUACGGUACCUCAUUUGGCUUCAUAUUGCAAGACCAACAGUCUUCAAGUUCCGACAUGUCAAUUCCUCGAAUUGAUGAUGACUUAUUGGGGGACUUUCUUGUUGGAUGGGCUGAUUCUGGGUCACCACAGGAUUGA